Molecule: messenger RNA, 1017 nt
Organism: Closterium sp. Naga37s-1
Lineage: Eukaryota; Viridiplantae; Streptophyta; Zygnematophyceae; Desmidiales; Closteriaceae
Source: the annotation of a GenBank genome assembly
AUGCAUCCACAAAACAUCUCAACAUCUCAGCCGCCCCCCGCUACUCGCGGGCAGACAUUCAACGACAUUCGUUACAAGGGCGUGGGGUUACAGACAUGCGUACCUUCCGCGAAAGUUCGCUGCAACAGGCCGUGCAACUCGACGGCGGGGACGGACGGCCGGUAUCUGGUGCCCAUCCGGUGCACGGCGGCGACGAGCCUGCGACGCGUGACGACGCCGUAUUGUGCGAGCAAUGCGAUCACGCGGGUGCAGUGCUGCCUCAAAUGCGUGAAUGCGGGGGCGUGCGCCUACUGGCAACAUAUCAUACCACCCAGCCCGGUGUGCGCAGGCUGCGGCAUGUGCGUCAUCUACCCCGCGGCGGCGGCGGCGCCCACGUGCGCCACGGCCAACAUCACGGUCAAGAAAGUCAUUCGCUUGAACGCCAAUGUCUCCACUGUCGGCACCCCCUGCGGCAGCACCAAAAACGACCCGCACUUCCGCGGCGCGCACGGCACGCGGUUCGAGUUCAACGGCGCGCCGGAGAAGUCGUACUGCCUGCUGACGGACUCGAGCCUGCACGUGAACAUGAAGAUGCGCGGGUACUACGACACGCGCACCAUCGGCGCGUCUCUGCUGCGCAACGGGCUGGCUGUGCGCACGUGGAUCCGCGAGCUGGGGGUCGUCUGGCGGGAGCCUUUCGCGGAGGGCGCGCGGAUGGCGGAAGCCGCAGGGGGAACGGAGGCGGCGCAAGGAGAAGACGAAGCGGAAGAAGAGGCGGAAGGGGAACGGGAAGGCGGAAGCGGGGUAGCGGAGUUGCCUUUGGGAGGGCCGCGGCGGAAGCACACGCUACGGCUGGUGGCGAGGGACGGGAAGGGGCAGGGGCGAACGGAGGGCGGGCGACUCCUACGACUGGUGGAGCUGGAUGGAAAGGCGAUGCCGGAAUUAGAAGUAAGUCGAGGGGGCAGUGUGCAAGUGGCCGGGGAUAGGGGGGCGAGAAGGAGGGGGUGUGGGAAUGGGAUACUUCGGGAGGAGUGGUAA